AUGGCGACGCACUUUUCAUCUCCCCUUGCAGCGCACAUUGCCGAGGGCGUCGUCAUCGCCCUCGAGUACUUCAACCUGCCGGCAGGCUGUCCGUUGGAUGACGCCCGUGCCGUAGCCGCCAAGGCAGCCGACUGGUCCCUGACCUGGUACCAACUCCAGGAAGCUGUCAUCCCCGGAAGCAGGCGCCCGGUGCAACAAUUCAGUGACAUUCCGCAGCGUCGAAACGUGGACCUGCGCCACCCGCACAUCUGGAACCUCCGGGCCCCAGGCUUCAUCCGAUUGUCGACUAUCCCCACGGCCGUCAUCGAGAGUGUGCCCGAUUACAGGCCCUUGCAAGUGCGUCUGAACCCAUGGCCCUCACAGCCCGGACCGAACCCCCAGGGCGUCCUAAGGGAGGUCUUGACCGCCAGGGCAGUGAGGAACUUCAGGCCCACGAUGGGUAGGGGCCAGAGACGACGGGUGCGGCUGGCGAGCCUGUCCAGCCGAGGGAGGGUCAUCUACAACUGGCUGCCUGAGUUCUUGAUCACGCUGGGCGCUCGUUUCCCACAUAGGUUAUUGGUCUUAUGCGCUAUGAUCUUCGGAGGCCCUACUCCGUAG
Molecule: messenger RNA, 597 nt
Organism: Cryphonectria parasitica EP155
Lineage: Eukaryota; Fungi; Ascomycota; Sordariomycetes; Diaporthales; Cryphonectriaceae
Exons: 3
Coding region: 1-597 (198 amino acids)
Source: RefSeq, a predicted model, not a curated record